UCCGGUGAUAUACCGCCUUUGACUUACUAAAUUAUUUCAAGCGCCUUCAACCUCAACCUUAUUUCUCGAAUCAACUCCUAGGUCUAAAUUAUCAAUUUUCCAAUUCAAUUUAAGCGUUGUAUAAUUGUAGCUUCGAAAUUAAACGAUGUCGGAGAAGUUCUCGCCGACGCUCAGGAUCGGAGAUCUCAGCGAUUUCAUAGCACCGUCUCAAGCCUGCGUCGUUUCUCUCAAAGCAACCCCUAAGAAACCUGAAACUCAGGUUUUAGCUGCUAAGAGUCAGCAAAUUGAACCAGUAAAGAUUUCACUCAAGGACUGCUUGGCAUGUAGUGGGUGCAUAACCUCUGCAGAGACAGUGAUGCUUAUGAAGCAAAGCUUAGAUGAAUUCCUUUCCAGUAUUAAUAAAGGGAAAGCUGUAAUCGUAUCCCUUUCUCCACAGUCAAGGGCCUCCCUUGCUGCUCACUUCGGCAUCCCUCCACUGAAGGUUCUCGAGAAACUCACAACCUUUUUAAAGUCCUUAGGAGUAAAAGCUGUUUUUGAUAUUUGUUGUAUUAGAGACUUAACAUUAAUUGAAACUUGUCAUGAGUUCAUUGCUCGAUAUAAACAAAGCCAAGCAAAUAUUGACGAGAAAAGCAAAUCCUCACUCCCAAUGCUGUCCUCAUCAUGUCCAGGUUGGAUAUGCUAUGCUGAAAAACAGCUUGGAUCAUAUAUUUUGCCAUACAUAUCCUCAGUAAAAAGUCCUCAGCAGUCGAUGGGAGCUGCUCUUAAGCAUCAUAUAUGUCAGACAAUGGGUUUCAGGCCGGAGGAGAUAUACCAUGUAACGGUGAUGCCAUGUUAUGAUAAGAAGCUUGAGGCUUCCAGGGAGGAUUUUGUUUUUCAAGUGGAAUCUAAUGAUGGAUUCCACGCUGAUGAAGAUCUUUGUAUCCCAGAAGUUGACUCUGUCUUGACCUCUGGGGAAGUAUUAGAUUUGAUACAGUUGAAAGAAGUUGAUUUUAAAGCCUUGGAAGAGUCCCCUCUUGAUACACUGUUGACAAAUUUUGAUGAGCAAGGACAUCUUUAUGGUGUCUCAGGAAGCUCUGGAGGUUAUGCUGAAACUGUCUUCCGCUAUGCUGCAAAAGUUCUCUUUGGAAGAGAAAUUGAUGGGCCAUUGGACUUCAGAACUAUAAGGAAUUCUGAUUUCCGUGAAUUGAGGCUAGAAGUGGAGGGGAAAACUGUGAUGAAAUUCUCCUUAUGUUAUGGCUUCCAAAACCUGCAAAAUAUCGUGAGGAAAGUUAAAACACGGAAAUGUGAUUAUCAGUAUGUGGAGGUUAUGGCAUGCCCUUCAGGUUGCUUGAAUGGUGGAGGGCAAAUCAAGCCAAAGCCAGGACAAUCUCCAAAGGAGUUAAUCAAAUCACUAGAAACUGUUUACAUGGAAAAUGUCCUGGAAGCUGAUCCUUUCAAGAACCCUUUGGUGGAACGGUUGUAUGAUGAGUGGCUUGAGCACCCGGGUUCAGAAAAAGCUAAAAGGCACAUGCACACGGGAUACCACCCUGUUGUAAAAAGUAUAACUGCUCAGUUGCACAAUUGGUAAACACUUUUUAACAUCUGGUCCUGUAGAACAUGGGAACUUUCCCUCUGUUGUCUCUCCUUGCGUGCAUUUCAUUUUCGGCAGCUGUGGCACAACGUUGCCUGAUCGUUUGAUCCUUCUCUGUAUUUGCAUUUGCAAUUGCAAGGAGACCAAUUUUGAUAAGGAGAUAUUUUGUUUGGAAGAAAAUUAUUUGCUAUCACAUCUUUCUUUUU
This is a messenger RNA of Hibiscus syriacus, 1776 nucleotides long. Its product is annotated as protein NAR1-like. Bases 146 to 1567 code for a protein of 473 amino acids. The transcript is spliced from 11 exons. Lineage: Eukaryota; Viridiplantae; Streptophyta; Magnoliopsida; Malvales; Malvaceae. Gene Ontology annotation, molecular function: 4 iron, 4 sulfur cluster binding. The record is from RefSeq and is a predicted model, not a curated record. Gene Ontology annotation, cellular component: cytosol.